Messenger RNA from Malassezia globosa CBS 7966, 1680 nucleotides. RefSeq lists its product as uncharacterized. Gene Ontology annotation, molecular function: amino acid transmembrane transporter activity. Bases 1 to 1680 code for a protein of 559 amino acids. Gene Ontology annotation, biological process: amino acid transmembrane transport. The transcript has a single exon. Lineage: Eukaryota; Fungi; Basidiomycota; Malasseziomycetes; Malasseziales; Malasseziaceae. The record is from RefSeq and is a predicted model, not a curated record. Gene Ontology annotation, cellular component: membrane.
AUGUCUAUCAUCGCUGAAGAGGUUUCUGAUACAAAGCCGCCACCGGCAUUGUCGUCGUUUGCGUCAGUACAUCUUCCCGAGUCAAUGCAGUCAUCGAAGCCGUUGCAUUCUGACGUCCAAAGCGAUGCGCUGCAAAUAGACCCCAAGUCUGGCGUAAAGCGUGGUCUCAAAAACCGCCAUCUAAGCAUGAUGGCUUUGGCCGGUAUCAUUGGUCCUGGUCUUCUUGUCGGUGCAGGAGGUGCUUUAGCAAAAGGUGGGCCUGCAUCCAUUAUCAUCGGGUUCGGCGUCGUUGGGAUCAUCGCGUAUUCUGUCAUGCAAUCUCUGGGUGAACUCACGACUAUAUUUCCUGAUGGUGGUGCUUUUUUGCAGCUGGCCGAUCGCAUGGUUGACCGGGCAUUCGGCUUCGUUGUCGGCUGGAAUUACUUUAUUGUAUGGGCUGCUGUCCUUGCUAACGAGUACAACGUUAUCACCUCUGUGCUUGUUUUUUGGAGUGACAAAGUGCCUCAGUGGGGCUACUUUUUGAUUUUUUGGUUCGCAUUCUUGGCUUUCCAGAUGCUUGGUGUCGAGAGUUUUGGCGAGGCUGAAUUCUGGCUUGCCCUCGUCAAAAUUCUCGGCCUUGUCGCAUACUUUAUCUUUUCCAUCGUGUACGUGUCGGGUGGUGUCAAUGGCGAUGCAGUUGGCUUCAGAUACUGGAAUAACCCUGGAGCUUUCGGUGAACACGGAUUCCGUGGUGUCGCAUCCGUGUUCAUUUUCUGCGCUACAUUCUACGCAGGGAUUGAGUCUGUCUCUGUUGCUGCCACCGAGACCCGUAAUCCACAAAAGGCCGUUCCUUCUGCCAUUCGCCAGGUGGUCUGGCGAAUUCUCUUCGUCUACCUCGGAAGUGCAUUUUUUUUCGGCCUUACAUGCCCCGCCAACGCUCCGGGCCUUGUAGCGCAAGAUGGCGCACUCCAGAGCCCUAUGACCAUUGCUAUUCAACACGCUGGCUGGACCGGCGGCGUUCAUCUGAUCAAUUCAUUUAUCCUCGUGACAUGUUUGUCCGCUGUCAACAGCUCAAUUUAUAUUGGGUCUCGAACUGUCUUGUACAUGGCCCAGAAUAAGAAAGCGUUCAAAUUCCUCGGUUAUACGAAUUCUCGUGGCGUACCUGUGUUCGCCGUGAUUCUUAUUAAUGCUGUGGGCGCUAUUUCAAUGAUGAAUGUUAGCACAGGCGCGAGCAAAGCGUAUUCCUACAUCGUCAAUUUGUCCGGUGUAUCGACAUUUAUUGUAUGGGCGGCGAUUUCAUUUAUGCACUUACGAUUCCGCCGAGCUAUGCGCGUACAAAAUCGAAGCUUGGAUGAGCUCCCAUUCAAAUCCCUAUUGUUUCCAUGGAUCGCUAUAUUUGGCUUCGUACUCAGCGUUUUUCUGGCUCUUGUUCAAGGGUGGACGACAUUUUCUCCUUUUGAUACUGGCGACUUUGUGGACGCAUACAUCUUGAUCCCUGUGUCUCUGGUUGGUUAUAUUAUUUACAAAUUUGUGUACCGCACAAGAUUUUGGCGCGCGCGAGAAAUUGACCUUGACAUUGGUCGCCGGCAAGACUUGGACUCUUUUUCAAGUAUAAUUAGUUUCGAGACACAGGAUGAUUUAAACCAAGAGGUGGCGCAGGAAGAUGCGAAUUAUUCUGUUGAAAAGCAGCAACAAGCAUGA